CACCGGUCCUCGAGUGAGGUGAGGAGACAAAAUGUUCGCCGCCCUCGUAGCUGUCGCGGUCCUGGCACCGACGGCCCUGGCAGGUCGUGACGCCGCGCCCGUGGUGAGAGUGGCGGAAGGGCGUGUGUCGGGCGUGACGGAGACCUCCACGAAGGGCAGGGUCUUCCACUCCUACUACGGCGUCCCCUUCGCCAAGCCUCCUGUGGGAGAGCUAAGACUUAAGGACCCGGUGAAGGCAGAGAGGUGGAGGGGCGUGAGGGACGGAUCCAGGACGCCCUCGCCUUGCCUCCUCGUGCCCUUGGCUUACGCUGCCAUGGGGGUGACUUUGGCUCCGGAAGACCUGCAUGGGAACGAGGACUGCUUGUACCUCAACAUCUUCACGCCGAAGAUGAAAAGCUCAAAGAAUCUUCCUGUGAUGGUGUGGAUCCACGGGGGCGCUUACCUGGCGGGUGGCGCUCACGAGUACCGGCCUCAUGUCCUCAUGAACCACGACAUUGUGCUCGUGGUUUUACAAUAUAGAAUCGGUAUCAUGGGAUUCCUAUCCACAGAGGAUAAGGUGAUUCCAGGGAACUUUGGGCUGAAGGACCAAACCCUCGCCCUCCGCUGGGUGCAGGACAACAUCCACAGCUUCGGAGGAGACGCCGACAGGGUCACCAUCUUCGGGGAGAGUGCUGGGGGCGCCUCUGUCCAUUAUCAUAUAUUGUCACCCAAAUCUAAAGGCCUCUUCUCUCGCGCUAUCAUGCAGUCAGGAUCAGCCUUAGCGCCAUGGGCACGCCACGAGCAACACAGACAAGUGGCAGAGGAAGUUAGCAAAGCCGUCGGCUGCUCCAAAGCCUUCGGUCACAAGGAUAUUCUGGACUGUCUCCAGAAGGUAGAUGGUCGCAGGCUGGCUGCAAAGUUCCAGGAUUUCAUGGAAUGGUUCAUCUUGCCAGCAGUCGCUUUGCCUCUUGUUGAUGGGGACUUUAUACCAGAUCACCCUGCGCGUCUGAUGUGUAACGGAGACUUCAACCAAGUGGACCUCAUGGCUGGAAUUACAAGAGACGAAGGAGCUCUAGUAACAAAUCCAAUGCUAGCUCGAAAGGACCUCUUCCCUGCUUUACAAACCAACUUUUCCGUCUUCGGCCCAAUUAGCCUCAUGCUCGGGCCUGAAGUCAGAGAUGCUGUUGCCUUUAGCACCAAGGUCUACCAACACUACCUUGGCAACUCAGCUAUCGAUCAUGACCACAUAAAUCAGCUCACCAAGAUGAACACAGACUACAGUUUUGCCAUACCACACGACCUGACAACCCUCUACCACGCUCAGGUUCCAGGCCUUGCUACUUACCGCUACGAGCUCAAGCACCGAUCCCAGCUGUCCAUGGGAGAUUUCUUCAACACAGACAUAGGGCAUGAUUGGAUUUCUCACGGGGACGACCUGUACUACCUGUUCGCCGGCGGGCCGCUCCUCAGCCCCAGCCGCCUGCCCGACCGCCUGCCCGACCUGCAGAGCCAAGAGGACCUCCGUCUAAGGGACAUCAUCUCAACCAUGUGGACGAACUUCGCUGCCACGGGCAACCCGACCCCCGACGACGCCCUGGGCUUCAAGUGGGAGGCGGCGACCGAGGACGACCUCCGCUACCUCGCCCUCACGCCCACGCCCGCCAUGGAGGCCGACCAGCGACAGGAGGUGCGUGGUUUUUAUGCUUCUCUGCCAACGAGGACGAAUAAAAUUUUCUGUGCUGAUCGUGGUUUCUCCGGGGAAGAACUUUCGCGUCGCUCAUGCCAGGAAGAACCGUGAAUCCAUUAUUAGUAGCCACGUGCAAUGCAUCAUGUCAUUAUAAUCAUUGUAACGCUACAGUUUCUCAUUUUGAAGUGUAAGAUAUUUUGGUAUCAUAUCUUGCAAGUGAUUUGUAAAUCGGUGUGUUGGUAACUGAUCUCUCUCUCUCUCUCUCUCUCUCUCUCUCUCUCUCUCUCUCUCUCUUCUCUCUCUUCUCUCUCUCUCUCUCU
This is a messenger RNA of Penaeus monodon (black tiger shrimp), 1986 nucleotides long. RefSeq names its product cholinesterase 2-like. The transcript is spliced from 12 exons. NCBI's taxonomy places the organism in Eukaryota, Metazoa, Arthropoda, Malacostraca, Decapoda, Penaeidae. The coding region runs from base 32 to 1777 and encodes 581 amino acids. The record is from RefSeq and is a predicted model, not a curated record.